This is a messenger RNA of Coffea arabica (coffee), 747 nucleotides long. The record is from RefSeq and is a predicted model, not a curated record. NCBI's taxonomy places the organism in Eukaryota, Viridiplantae, Streptophyta, Magnoliopsida, Gentianales, Rubiaceae.
AUGGGAAGCAAAGCAAAAGCAAUGGGGUCUGGGCUGACUCCUCUUCUUGCCACUGUUUUAGUGGUAUUUGUUGCUCUUGGCUUGCCCUCAGAAACAGCAGCUGAUGAUCACUACAAGUAUUCAUCUCCUCCUCCUCCUUACCACUAUCCCUCACCACCGCCUCCAGUGCAUUUACCUCCACCAGUGUACAAAUACAAGUCCCCACCACCACCUCAUCAUGUUUACAAGUACAAAUCUCCACCACCCCCACCACCACACCCAGUUUACAAGUAUAAGUCACCACCACCACCUCCUCAUCCGGUACCACACCCAGUUUACAAGUAUAAGUCACCACCACCACCUCCUCAUCCGGUAUACAAGUAUAAGUCUCCUCCGCCACCACCACACCCAGUUUACAAGUAUAAGUCACCACCACCACCUCCUCAUCCGGUACCACACCCAGUUUACAAGUAUAAGUCUCCUCCGCCACCAGUUUACAAAUAUAAGUCUCCUCCACCACCACCUCCAGUGUACAAGUACAAGUCUCCACCACCACCAGUUUACAAGUACAAAUCACCACCACCUCCUCCCCCAGUUUACAAAUACAAGUCUCCACCACCACCAGUUUACCACUACAAGUCACCACCACCUCCUCACCCAGUUUACAAGUACAAAUCUCCUCCACCACCAAUUUACCACUACAAGUCACCACCACCUCCUCCCCCAGUUUACAAAUACAAGUCUCCACCUCCUCCUCACCACUACUAA